This is a messenger RNA of Cyprinodon variegatus (sheepshead minnow), 795 nucleotides long. RefSeq lists its product as uncharacterized. Gene Ontology annotation, molecular function: transmembrane signaling receptor activity. The record is from RefSeq and is a predicted model, not a curated record. The transcript is spliced from 5 exons. Gene Ontology annotation, biological process: cell surface receptor signaling pathway. NCBI's taxonomy places the organism in Eukaryota, Metazoa, Chordata, Actinopteri, Cyprinodontiformes, Cyprinodontidae. Bases 46 to 795 code for a protein of 249 amino acids.
AAGUGAAAAUAUGACACACUAGUCACUGAGCUUUAAGCAUCAGUAAUGGAGGUCACACAUCUUUGGGUCCAAAUCUUAAAUACUAUUUUAGUCUUGCUUGUGACCCAGCCUGCAUCGAGUUACACUGUUCAGACACCUGAUUUCCCUGUCGUUUCUCCAGACAGACUUCAGUUCUUUGAAUAUGAGACAGUCUCUGUAAAUUGUGGUAGAGAAGAAGACGUUAAUGCAUGGAGAGUGAUGAGAAAACUUCAUAAAAUAAGUCAAGCAAAUAUUUCUCAAGACUGCAGCACCCCAGUUCCAUCCUGUACAAUUCAACAUACUUUCAAAAGACACAGUGGAGAAUACUGGUGUGAAAAUGAUAAAGGAGAAAGGAGCCGUGCUGUCAGUAUUUCUGUUACAGCUGGUUUAGUGAUCCUGGAUGUUCCAGCUCAACCAGUGAAGGAAGGAUCUGAUGUGACUCUUCAUUGUAUAAACAAGAACACAGAGAAGACACACAUAAGUGAUUUCUACAAAGAUGGCAAACACAUUGAAACCUUCUAUAUAAAGGGUAUGACCCUCUCCAAGGUCUCCAAGACAGAUGAAGGAUUUUACAAGUGCAAAAUAUCUAGUGUAGGAGGAGAAUCUCCAGAAAGCUGGAUGGCUGUUGUCAAACCAGGAGAGGAGGAAGGAUCGGAUGAAGAGACAAAACCAGAUCUGCCGCUUAUAUUCAUCAUAUCACUGGUAACCUUUUUAUCCCUUCUGUUUCUGGUGAUCGGACUGAUUCUCUGCAAAAAGCACAAAGGUAAAGCUAAAUGA